CUGCAGAGGUGUUUAUACUAUUUUUGUGAUAGCAAAUGCCAGUUGUUCAAGACGAACUAUGCAGCGUGUGUGGUAGAGAACGACGAGCCUCAUGUGCUUGACUCGUUGUCGUCUGCGGCUGUCAGCGGAAAAUUUUCGGAUCGGAAUGAAGUUUUCGAUACAGCAAAACUCAGCCUGGCGUUCAGUGCCGUAUCUUCGGUGCAGACGGACUUCACCGAGGUCAGCAAAUUCUAUGGUCCGUAUCAGAAGGUAGUUCGUUUCGGUCCACACGCUGAGUUUAUGGUAACCGGCGGUGCGGACGGUCAUGUACGUGUAUGGCAGUUGCCGACCCUGAACAAGCUCACGGAUAUCCGUGCUUACACGACAGACGUCGACGACCUGGACGUUAGCCCAAACGGUGAAAGCAUCGUUUCUGUCGGUCGUGGUGGAGGUGCGCAUGUCUGGCAGACGAAUGACGGUUCCGAACGCUGCGAACUGACCAAGCACAGUGACGGUUGCUUUGUGCCUAAAGGUUAUAGGUUUCGGUUUUGCAGGUUUCUGUCGACGGUGGCCGGUGAUCGUACACCACCGCAGGACGAGUGCGUAUUCGUCACCUGCUCGAUUCCGUUGCAACGCAGUGCGGCCAAGAGCGACUGCUUCUUGACCGUAUGGCAGCUUAAGCAUAAUUCAUGCCGACCGUCCAUGUGCAACAAAUGUACCGAUGAGGUGGUGUGUUCGAUGUGUAUCAGCUCAUGCCGACGUUACAUAGGACUUGGAUCAAUGGACGGAAGCGUAACGAUCAUCAGGUCGACUGACCUGACGCUGCUUAAGUGCUGGAAACAAACGCACAGAAUAUUCGUCACAUCGCUUGACUUUCUGCCUACCGAACCUCCGUCGUUUUCCGUGUCUGCUGACAAUGCCUGCCAGCUGCACACGGUGCCCACACGUCAGUACUGCACCUUGGCCAAGUUCUUCAUGCUCAUGUCGUUGCUGCUAGUAGCCCUUCAUCUUCUCAUUCAGUACUUAGGUAUUUUUUCGCCAACUACGUAA
Messenger RNA from Soboliphyme baturini, 1029 nucleotides. The record is from the annotation of a GenBank genome assembly. Lineage: Eukaryota; Metazoa; Nematoda; Enoplea; Dioctophymatida; Soboliphymatidae.